Messenger RNA from Pygoscelis adeliae (Adelie penguin), 572 nucleotides. It is a transcript of the gene MRPL57, whose product is annotated as mitochondrial ribosomal protein L57. The record is from RefSeq and is a predicted model, not a curated record. Gene Ontology annotation, biological process: mitochondrial translation. Gene Ontology annotation, cellular component: mitochondrial ribosome. NCBI's taxonomy places the organism in Eukaryota, Metazoa, Chordata, Aves, Sphenisciformes, Spheniscidae. The transcript has 2 exons. Gene Ontology annotation, molecular function: structural constituent of ribosome. The coding region runs from base 95 to 406 and encodes 103 amino acids.
CAAUAUAUCUGUCAUUGUACUGUCUACGUAAUGGUUGGUUGCGAGUAUCAGGUUCUGAACUUCAAAACAGCCAGCUAAAAGGCAGUGGAGCAUAAUGUUUUUAACAACAGUAUUACUCCGAAAGAGAAUUCCUGGAAAACAGUGGAUUGGAAAAUACAGGCGACCAAGAGUGGUUACCCUUUCCAUGAAGCAAGCAAUGAUCCGAAGGUUGGAAAUCGAAGCAGAGAAUGAAUAUUGGCUGAGUCGACCUUACCUGACACGAGAACAGGAGUACAAACAUAACACAGAAGAGAGGCGUGCAAAAUGGGAAGCUUUGAAAAGCCUGUUGAAAGCCAAGUUUCCUGAGCAUAGAUACAUCAGCGAUCAUUUAAACCACUUAAAUGUGUCGAAAAAGUGGACAUCUUGAAUAAUACAGCAUACUUAUAUUUGGCAUGUAUUAUGCAGUACCACGGGAUCUGCUGUUGUACCUAUUAUGGUAGUUUUGUAAUUCAGUAUAAUAAGGGUAGAUGACAAAUGAGACUUUGCUACGGUAUACAAAAUCUUACAUUAAAAGUAGUCCUACAGAACAGUGU